AUGCCAUACUUGGAGUUAGCCGAAUUCGGGUCACCAGCAUUGAUCCGGACGUUUGAUUUUCGAUACGAUUUAAUAUACGCAUUGGUCAAGCGUUGGCGCCCGGAGACUUACACUUUUCAUUUGUUGUGUGGGGAGUGCAUUGUCACUCUAGAGGAUGUUGCAUUGCAACUUGGGCUCCCAAUCGACAGGAGUGCCAUAAUGGGCGUAAGUAUGAUAGCCGAGCCGGUUGCUCUUUGUUAUAGCCUACUAGGAGUCUCACCCAACGAUGAUGAGUCUAAAUUUACGGGUUUGAUAUUUUCAUGGCUUAAAGCCAAUUUUGAACAUUUAUCAAUUAAUGCCACUGAGCAGGACGUGAUGUGCACAGCUCGAGCGUACAUUAUGUAUAUUAUAGGGGGUGUACUGCUGCCGGAUGCAAAUAAUAACAGGACGAUAAAGCCUGAUGCCGUAGACACAGGAGGCUGCCUUAUAUUGCUACAGUCAUGGGCUUUUUAUCGGAUGGCAUCAGUUAGGCACAAAGCAUACGUAUUUCCACUGGUGAACAAAUGGAGUACCAAUCCGAGUAUCGGGAGGUCAUACACUGUCCCGAUAUAUAACAAUAUGUCGGAGAAGAGAUGCCGUAUCAGAGACCAGAAAUUACGGCUGUUAUACCCUCGUCUGCCCACAUUUAUUCUCACCCGUGGUGCAUUAACGAACCAAUUACCACUUUCUAGAUAG
Molecule: messenger RNA, 714 nt
Organism: Gossypium raimondii (Peruvian cotton)
Lineage: Eukaryota; Viridiplantae; Streptophyta; Magnoliopsida; Malvales; Malvaceae
Product: protein MAIN-LIKE 2-like
Exons: 4
Coding region: 1-714 (237 amino acids)
Biological process (GO): meristem maintenance; meristem development
Source: RefSeq, a predicted model, not a curated record